AUGGAACACCCCUUUUUCACCUCCGGCACCGCCACCCGUGCGGAGGCCAUCCGGUGGCUCACCAUCGCCGAGAAGCUCCUCUCCACGCGCGACCUCCUCGGGAGCAGGUCCUUCGCCGCCCGGGCGCGCGACGCCGACUCGACGCUCUCCUCCGCCGACGACAUCAUCGCCGUCGUCGACACGCUCAUCGCCGGAGACCGCCGGAUCGGAACCAACCAGCCCGAUUUCUACUCAAUCCUCCGCCUCGCGCCGCCGCAGGGCGCCGACGCCGGCCUCGUCGCCGACCAGUACCGGAGCCUCGUACUCCGCCUCAACCCGCAGCGGAACAGGUUCCCCUUCGCGGAGGAGGCCUACCGCCUCGUCGUCGACGCCUGGUCCAUCAUCUCCGAUCCCGCCAGCAAGGCCCUUUACGACAAGCAGCUCGGUUUUUUCCAGCCGCCCCACCAACCCGACCCGUUCGUCCCGCCUCUACCCGGAUUCCAGCAGAAUUUCUUUUUCCCCAACCCGCCGGUGCAUGGCGGUGAGAGUAGGGGCGUAGCACCGACCCAAUUUGCUCCGGUUCAGCAACUACAGGUACAACAACCGCAGGUCGGGCCGGCGGUCGGCGGCCCGACCCGUGAGCCUCAGAAUUUCAUGGGCUUACAUUCGGGUUCUAAUAUUGCCUUCGGUUCAAUGCCCACUCAUGAACCGGUCAAUAAUCCGGUCGGUAAUCAAGAAAAUUAUUCAAGCUUUUCUAGUUUUUAUGUGGCUCCUCCUGCAUCUAGGACAUAUCAUGAGCAAUUGAUUGAUAAUAAUAGUAAUAAUUGUAAAGAAAAACAUUCCCAGCAUGAUUACCCAAUUGCUGGUGAUAAUAGCCCUCCAAGUGUUUGUGAAAAUGUCGAGGAGAAUAUAGAGAAUGUCGAACAGGGCGUAGAGGAAAACGUAGAAAGCGUCGAACAAGACGUAGAGGAAAAUCUCGAAAAUGUCGAACAAGAUAUCGAGGAAAAUGUAGAAAAUGUGGAGAAUGACAAUGAAUUAACUUUCUGGACCACCUGCCCUUAUUGCUAUUACAUGUAUGAGUAUCCUAGGAUUUACGUCGACUGUGCAAUGAGAUGUCAGAACUGCAAGAUGACAUUUCAAGCCGUGGUGAUUCCUUCGCCGCCACCUGUCCCAGAAGGGCAAGACGCGUACUUUUGCUGCUGGGGUUUUAUCCCUUUAGGCUUUUCAAUGGAAGAUUGGAAGAAAAAUAACUACCCUCCCUCAAAAACGGGGCCCAGAUACCGAGGCCCUUGGGUUUACAUCGACGAAGAUGACGAAAAUGACCCUUUUGUCGAUAUAUCCAGUUCGGGCGAGUCCGACAUAGACUGGAAUGAUGUUAGUACUCGAAAAGGAGGGAAUAAUAAAUCGGCGAACGUCAAAAUUAGGAAAGCGGCGGCUGCUGCUGGUGGGACCCACAACAAGCGCUCGAGGAAAGUACUUGUCGAUGAAGGUUGUAAUAAUGUGACAGCUGGCAAGAAACAACACAAUAAUAGGGUUGCAAAGAGUUUCGAGAAGCUGGAUCUGAACGUGGAGUUGAGGAACGAAGCUGAAGAGCCUGCUUUGGGUGCGAAUAAUAAGGAGGAUGAUAGCAUUGAAGGGAGUGGGUUUUUCGAGGGUCUCGAUGAAUUAUUCAGCAAUCUUCCCCCGAUCCUUAAUGGCGUGGCUGAAGAUAAGGUAGUCAAGGUGGCUUGA
Molecule: messenger RNA, 1710 nt
Organism: Striga asiatica
Lineage: Eukaryota; Viridiplantae; Streptophyta; Magnoliopsida; Lamiales; Orobanchaceae
Source: the annotation of a GenBank genome assembly